CCGGGCUUUGUUUGGCGGGUGGGGGCAUUGGGCCUGCUGGAGAGGUUUGUCGGGAGGAUGCAUGUUUCAGACCAGGGUGGGCAUGUGAGGAGCAGCGCGAGGGACGAGGCAAGGCCAGAGACGACAUCUGAUCGCCUCGCCGACCCGCUCGGCUCCAAAGGCAGCCGCUUGAUCUGAACCGGCGGCCACUUGAUCUCGACGGGGAAACCAUUUGACUUUGCGUCAGAGACCACUUGAUCCCGACCAAAGACCAUUUGACCUCCACCAGGGACCACUUGGGGUUCCCUCUCCUGCUCCCGCCGACAGAGCCACCUUCUACCGUCAUCUUGACACACCGCCCGCCUGACCAUCGCUCGCAAGUCGCCCCUGCGCAUGAGCCACCCACGCAUCCACCUGCUGCCCUGUCGCAUCGGCUACUCUGGCCCAGCCAAGGUUGACCAGUAUUUUGUCGUUACGCCUCGGCCAAGCACCGACCACCCGGCCUCCUCGACCGCAGAAUGGGAGUCGUCUUUCCGGGGCAGAGCCCUUCGAGGCCGCACUGUCCAGCUGCCGCCAGGAUACAAAGGCACCGUCUAUGCCCAUCCCACAGAGGGCGACGAUACAAGCUCAGGUCCUGAUCUGAGUCGACCCACACGCAUCUUUGAGGAGUUUGUCGUCUGGGGCCAUGACCAAGUCGACCCAGUCACCCAUCCGGCCAUAAACCUCAGUCGCUGGAUCGAGGUUGCCGAGGCGCUCCACAACGACGAUUUCCCAGAUACCGAUGGCCCGCUUACCCGAUGAGCGAUGCAUGUCGAUUGCCACUUGCUCCUUUUGCUCGUCACGGCGGAUCAGCAGCCCACUACUUUUAUACUACUACAUCAGUCCAUCGCAUCACA
Messenger RNA from Polychytrium aggregatum, 875 nucleotides. RefSeq names its product ribonuclease H2, subunit C. The record is from RefSeq and is a predicted model, not a curated record. The transcript is spliced from 4 exons. Lineage: Eukaryota; Fungi; Chytridiomycota; Chytridiomycetes; Polychytriales. Bases 373 to 780 code for a protein of 135 amino acids. Gene Ontology annotation, biological process: RNA catabolic process. Gene Ontology annotation, cellular component: ribonuclease H2 complex.